UAAUGUCAUUAAUAUUCAUUGCAAUACAUAUAAUUCUUGUAUUACCUCCUUUGUUGUUAAUUGCUGCGUUUAAACUCUUCUGUUUUCCAUCCCAUUCCCUAGUUAGUAGCUGCACAACAGUUUAAUUAGUAAGUUGAACUGUUUUUCAACUCCUAUUUUUGUCAUGGAUUAUUCAUUUAUUAUCUUUCAAGCGUCUUAAGACUGCAGGUUUUAAAAAUAAGAUCAUUUUCUUCGCUUUUAAAAGUCUCAUAAAAAACAAAACGAGACAUUUUCAUGACAAGCGCGGUGAAUCGAUUAAUAGUAAAACAUUACAAAUGAUUGUUAUUGUCUUAUUGUUAUGAUCAGCACCAUCUCUGGGAAACGUCCUUACAGCAAAACAUGUGAAAGUGCCAUAAAGUAUAGUAUUAUUUAAUAUUUCCAGUUUAAAUCCGUUCAAGCUUUUGUGCCAGAAGUGUAUAUAUGUUAACUUUAUGUGAGUAAAUCCAGUUAAAGACCAUUUGGGUCCAUAAACAAAUCUUUCUAAAGACCUGCUGCAGCACCGCGGACCUCACUUUGGCAUCAGUGACUGUGUCCAUGUCAACGCAUGAUUUUAAACACCUACAACAAAUCGGCGUCUCUUUUGUCUGGUCAAAGAUGAACCAAAUUCUCUGAAUUUAAAGAUGACUUGCUUUAUCUGCUCUUGUUCCACUGUGGGAAGCUGUGAUGUCACGUCACCAUGGUGAUACAACUGAUUUUUUUUUCCCUCUUGAGGUUGUGGUUUAACGUCAUUGUGAGGUUUCUUAAAAACAAGAGAGGAGAUGAAUGUGCUGAUGGUUCGUGGUCACAGGUCUGUUUAUGUCACCAGGACCAAGUCUGCUCUCUUACAGAUGAAGGUGCUGAAGUGCGCACCUGCAGUCUUGACUUCAAGACGAGGGUUCAAAAUUGUUCCGAGUGAGCACGCGCCGGCCACAGCGAGGACAGUCUCGUGGCUCGGUGUUUGUCUGUCCUCUUGGCUGAAGCACCGGCUGACAAUAAACAGAUGAAGGCGGCUGCGGGGCCUGUGCCACCCCCGAUGGGAGGAGAGGACGGAGCAGAGGGCAGGUCCAGCAGGGCGCGGUCUCCUUCUUCUCCCGCGGCACCUCAUCUGCACUGUAGUAGGAUCUCUUCCAUUUCCAUUUCUGCCAACAGCCCUGCGCCACAGGGACGCAUUGAGAACAAACCCGAGAGGCAGAAACCGCUGCGGGGACACCCUUUGACCGCUGUGCCCAACAGGCGCAGCCUGCCUACGCACCGCGCGCCUCCCUGUCUGUCUGUAGCCCUUUUUCUCACAGCUCCGACACAGAGAGACCGCUUUGAACCUGCCUGCCAAGAUAAACUCACCUCGCCUAUUUAUGCCCCUGCCUCUGCGUGCACUCGGGACAGGGGAGUGUCAGCACAGCAGCGCACAGGUUCAGCCCCGCGGCGCACUGGCCACUUUUACGCGCCGGGAAUGGCGACUUUUAGGGACUCGGGGAUGAGUCCUGCUCUGUUACCUCCGCUUUAAAAUAACCAAGGGGGACCCACGCGAGGGGACACAGCAGACCAAAUACAGCGGUGACAUUUUGGCACCCGCCUGGGGGGUGACACACCGGCCCCGGGGCGGAAUGCUACUCCCGACGCUGGUGACGUGCCUCGCCGGGUGCGCCUUUCUCCUCUCACCGCUCAGCGAAGGCUGUGGACCGGGUCGAGGUUAUGGCAAGAGGCGGCCACAGAGGAAGCUCGUCCCGCUCGCUUACAAACAAUUUAGCCCCAACGUAGCCGAGAAGACGCUGGGGGCCAGUGGAAGAUACGAAGGGAAAAUAACCCGGAACUCUGAGCGCUUCAAGGAGCUCACCCCCAACUACAACCCCGACAUCAUCUUCAAGGAUGAGGAGAACACAGGUGCAGACCGCAUGAUGACACAGCGCUGCAAAGACAAGCUGAACUCGCUCGCCAUCUCGGUAAUGAACCUCUGGCCCGGGGUGCGGCUGCGGGUCACGGAGGGCUGGGACGAGGACGGCCACCACUCGGAGGAGUCGCUGCACUACGAGGGACGGUCGGUGGACAUCACCACCUCGGACCGCGACAGGAAUAAAUACGCCAUGCUGGCGCGACUGGCGGUGGAGGCCGGAUUCGACUGGGUCUACUACGAGUCCAAAGCUCACAUACACUGCAGCGUCAAGUCAGAUCAUUCUGUGGCGGCCAAGUCUGGAGGUUGUUUCCCCGGAGAGGCUUUGGUCACGUUGGAGAGCGGCGUUCAGAAGUCUAUGGGUGACCUGCGGCCCGGCGAGCGCGUCCUGGCCUCCUCGGGCAGUGACGGCAGCGGUGAGCUGCUCUACAGUGAAGUCCUCGCCUUCCUGGACCGCGACCCCAAAACCCGGAAACUCUUUCAUACUCUGCAGACAGAAUCCGGGGCGCUGCUCUCCCUCACUGCUGCUCACCUGAUAUUUGUGUCAGAGGGGAACUGCUCGGAGGGGGCGGAGCCUGCCCUCGGCGCCCUCAGGACUGUGUACGCCAGCGAUGUCGCGCCGGGACAGUGUGUGCUGGUGUCUGGGGGCGAAAGACACAGAGACGGGCGCCUGUCUCGGGUCACGCGCGUCAGCCUGAGGGAGGGGAGGGGGGCGUUUGCACCGCUCACCCGGCGGGGAACGGUGGUGGUGGACGGGGUGUUGGCGUCCUGCUACGCUGUCGUGGAUGGACACGGCCUGGCUCACUGGGCCUUCUCGCCGCUGCGGCUGCUGCACAGCUGGACCGGCACGGCCGGACCCCACGGCGACGGGAUCCACUGGUACUCUCAGGUUUUACACUGGCUGGGGAAGCUGCUGAUGGACACGGGACGUCUCCACCCACUGGGCGUGGCUCAGGACGACAGGUGAGGGAGGGUGGGGGUUCGGAAAAACAAAAAAAAGGAACAUAAAGGAAACGGGAACCCUUCACUUUGUGACAAAUACAAACCUGCAGAGCUGAACAGGAAACAUGAUGAACUUCCUUCAAGGAUUGGAGAUGUUUGGGUUCCUUGCUGAGGCCUGAUGGGAGUUUUUUUUAACUGGAAGGAAAAAUCUGUGAACUGACACAGAAGAAAGAAUUCUCUUUAAAAAAAAAACAACACAUGGUGAUUUCAAGAGCUCUCAGAGUUUCCAUGUAUUUGUCUCCUCAAAAACAACAAUGAUUUACUCUUAAUUUAUCCCAGAAAACACAACAAGCACCUUAAUAGUUUGGGACAGGAGUCGAGAUGCUGUUCUACACGGAGGAAAUGAGCGUAGUGUAGCUUUAAAUAAAGGACAUUUUGAGGGAUUCAGGUUAAGAAGUUUGGGCUUAAUGACUGUAAAAUAAAUGAAUAUCACUCUGUAAGUGUAGGAUUGUUUAAAUGAUGAUAUAAUUUAUCCAACCAGUACAUUGAAAUAUCGUUCAAUUAUGAAAGCACUUUUAUUUUGAAGGACAGCUUCUCCUUUAAUUGAGGGAUUUCUACCCUUAACUGUGCAAAUAAUCGAUUCAGAAGACCAUGACCAAAUCACGAUUGUUUAUGUCUGUAAAUUCAAUGAUUCAGUGCAAAUGGCUCAUUUAUUUAAAGGUAAAAUAGAGAUUUUUCAAGUUCAAGAGUUUUCUCCUUUUAAAAAUGACAACAUUAAGGUAUUCUGUAAAUUAAAGGGUGGCUUUAAAUGGCUUUUGCCAAUAAAUAAAAAGUCAUUUAAUCCCAGCAAAAAUAAAUAUCUGUUGUUUUUUUACAGUAUAAUGCAAUCCAUCAAUUCAUCAGUUCAUUUACUCUGUGGGUUAAAUCUAUCCCUAAAUACUAAGUGGAAUUUCUUUAAAAACUCAAAGGGGAUAAGUUAUUGGCUAAUUUAAAGGGUUUUUAUUGAGUUGUUUUUGUUGUUUAUUUGUUUGAUUUGUGUUUUUACCUCAAAUAAGGACGUCUUAUUUUCACGUGAAUGAUCGAAAUGAAGGGAUGUAGUUUUCUAGUCUCCACACGGCUGCUGAUGUGCUCUUUGUAAAACAAGCUGUAUGUAACUUAACUGCUUUAAUACAGAGAUCCUAGUAUCAAUGAUGUGUAUUUAAGUGUUAUUUGUUUACCAGGAAUCCAGUGUAUGUUCAUUAUUAUUAUUAUUAUUAUUAUUAUUAUUAUUAUUAUUAUUAUGGAGUUAUUAUGGGUGAAGAGAUAUUAUUAAAAAAAGAUUUAUUUUUGAAAUUAAAUUAUAUGGAAAUGAAA
Solea solea (common sole) is the source of this 4201-nucleotide messenger RNA. RefSeq names its product indian hedgehog B protein-like. NCBI's taxonomy places the organism in Eukaryota, Metazoa, Chordata, Actinopteri, Pleuronectiformes, Soleidae. The record is from RefSeq and is a predicted model, not a curated record. Gene Ontology annotation, biological process: regulation of gene expression; intein-mediated protein splicing; cell fate specification. Bases 1623 to 2873 code for a protein of 416 amino acids. Gene Ontology annotation, molecular function: patched binding; calcium ion binding. The transcript has 3 exons.